AUGAAAUUAUUUACUUUAUCUUUAGCGUUACCUUUGCUUUCCGUCGUCGCUGCAGCUCCUUCGCCUUUGGACGGGCGUAGUGAUCAUCCAAUUGGUGAAGCUCUGGAGGACUUUGGACACGACGUCGGUGAUGCGAUCACAGAUAUCGGUAACACUGUUGUCGCUAUCGGUGACACAAUCUUCCACGAAGACGAUAGCAAUGACGACAAGAUCUCAAAAACAUACAAUUGGGCCAACGAAAAUAUCGGAAAUGGCAUCGGAACUCUGUUCGCCGGUUUAGUUGACAUGUCCGAAGGUAUUGCGCUGAAUGAUACGAGCGAGGAGAGAGCAGAUUCCGUCCGUUCCAAGUACGCAGACGCGAAUGAAAAUCUCGGAGAAGGCUUGACCAACUUCCUCAAUGCCACACAAUUGUUCGCCGAGGAUAUCAACAAUAAAACCCUCGACUUGGAUAUAUUCCCACCACAAGUCAAGCAGUACAUUCAAGAUUAUAACAACGCUACCGGUAGUGCCGCUGGGGACUUGCUCAACACUUUUGCUCUUAGCGUUGAGCACGAAAUUUACGACGAGAACGGCCCAAGCACUGAAGAGGUUAAAUCAUCAUUCAAGAAGACUGUUUCAGAGCUUGGCGACAGAGCGACUGCAGUUCACAAGAUCCUCAAAUCAGCUUGGAAUGAUUUCUUCAACCAGUGA
This is a messenger RNA of Wallemia ichthyophaga EXF-994, 690 nucleotides long. RefSeq lists its product as uncharacterized. The record is from RefSeq and is a predicted model, not a curated record. Bases 1 to 690 code for a protein of 229 amino acids. Lineage: Eukaryota; Fungi; Basidiomycota; Wallemiomycetes; Wallemiales; Wallemiaceae. The transcript has 2 exons.